CUACAUUAAGUUCACUACAAAAUAAAUCACCUCUUGCAUAUUUCCUUCACAGAUAUAUACUCGCAAUCAACCGAGAAAUGGCGUACUCAAAGACUAUUCUUCUUUUUAUCUUUGCUGUUCUCCUCAUCACUGCUGAGGUCUCAGCUCAUCGUGACCUAACUGAGACAACUACUCCAACUACUGAUGGCCGAGGAGGGGGAUACAACAGAGGAGGCAAUGGAGGAAAAGGAAGAUUUUCCAAUGAAGAUGGCAGAGGGGGAUACAACAGAGGAGGCAAUGGAGGAAAAGGAGGAGGCAAGGGAGGAAAGGGAGGUAUGGGAGGAAAAGGAGGCAAGGGAGGAAAGGGAGGAAAGGGAGGGGGAGGGCAUGGACCCGAAACCGGGAACUAGAUCGACGAUGAUCCUGCUGCUGCAAAAAUAUUAGGGUGGAAGAAGUAUAUACUAGCUUGUUUGCUAAUCAAUAAAUCUGUAUUGGUUGAGUAGUGGCUCAAUCAUAUCUUUGUAAUUCGAUCCUGGGAACUGGUUAUGUUGUACGUACUAUCUAUAAGACUAUAAUUAAAACCA
Messenger RNA from Rosa rugosa (rugosa rose), 563 nucleotides. RefSeq lists its product as uncharacterized. Bases 78 to 389 code for a protein of 103 amino acids. Lineage: Eukaryota; Viridiplantae; Streptophyta; Magnoliopsida; Rosales; Rosaceae. The record is from RefSeq and is a predicted model, not a curated record. The transcript is spliced from 2 exons.